Drosophila virilis is the source of this 3535-nucleotide messenger RNA. Its product is annotated as membralin. NCBI's taxonomy places the organism in Eukaryota, Metazoa, Arthropoda, Insecta, Diptera, Drosophilidae. Gene Ontology annotation, biological process: response to endoplasmic reticulum stress; positive regulation of ERAD pathway. Gene Ontology annotation, cellular component: endoplasmic reticulum. The record is from RefSeq and is a predicted model, not a curated record.
CAGCCGUUACUAAAACCGAUUACUUGCCUGGCAUUCACAACGAGUUGGCAGCUCUGCUCUGACAACAACAUAACUCACAAUAAUGCACUAGACAACAGCAGCUGAUCGAAUUGCAGCGCAGGUGUCACAAGCCACAAGGGACACCGAGAGAAACAGCAACAACAACAGCUGCGCAAACAUUCACUUUUAGACACCUUCGGGGGAGGCAGACAAGUUGUGCGGAAGACGGUCGCCUCAAGACACGGAAGUGUUUUUUUUUUUAGCUGCCAGAAACUUGAUUGAAAAUCACCUUCGAAGCGGCGGCUGCUGAUCGGAGUUCAGCCAUGGCCGAUGCUGGUGGCAUGCCCGAAAAUGCGGCCGAAAUAGCCGUAGCCAAUGCGAUCAAUAACAUCAACGGGCGCAAUCGUGUGCUCGCGGGCGGAGUGGGCGGAGUGGGAGGUGGCGUUGGCCAAAACAACAUGAUGAACAUGCGGGAUCGCCUAUUUCAUGCCAUUUACUUUCGUGUGGCGGCCACCUAUGCGGAGCUAGUGCCUCGCAAGGUGCAGCUUGCCAUUGAGUUUUUGCUGCUGCUCAAGGCUCUGGUGUUCUUUUUCACCCUGGUCUAUGUGCAUACGGCUUUCAUUAAGAAUCCCUGCACCUGUCUGCAGGAUGUGCAGAAUUGGCCACGCGAGGGCGUUAUACGAGUGGAAAUAAUACCGCAUCUGGCCGAGAAGCGUGCCAUCUGGCAGCGCAUCAAGAGCGAUCAGCAGCUGGUGCUGGCCCUAAAGCACACUUACCACUAUGGCGUGGGACCGCAAACGCUGGACAAUCACAACAGGCUGAAGCGCUACGAGGCGAUACUGCGCAAACUGGGCCUGCCCGUGCGCCCCAAUUUUGCGUACGGCAACGAGACCUUGUAUUAUUAUUUUGAUGCCAUCAAUAUACUGGAUAACUACGAUCAUCCCAGCGCCAUACCGCUCAAGGGCGACGACGAUGAUGAUGAGCAGUAUAUUGUGGAGUACUCUCUGGAGUACGGACACUUGCGGCUGUCGGCUGCCACACGCAAGCGACUGAACAUACCCGUGCUUACGGUGCAGCUGGAUCCUAAUACGAAUGCCUGUUUCGGCGACAGGUUAACGCGUUACCUGCUCAAGCGUUUGCUGGGCUAUGAUGAUUUGCUAAUGGCCUCGGUGCGCACAGUCGCGGAACGAGAGGAGAAUAAGGGUUAUCUGCGCAACGUGAUAACGGGCGAACAUUACCGCUUCGUCUCCAUGUGGUGGGCUGCCUGGAGCAGUUAUCCAGCUGCUUUCUGUGUCAUGCUGCUCUUUACUUUUUCCGUGUCCAUGCUGUUGCGCUAUUCGCAUCAUCAGAUCUUUGUGUUCAUAGUGGAUCUGUUGCAAAUGCUGGAGUACAAUGUAUCCGCCCGCUUUCCCAUUGCGCCCCUAUUGACGGUCAUAUUGGCGCUAGUAGGCAUGGAGGCCAUUAUGUCGGAGUUCUUCAAUGAUACAACAACAGCUUUCUAUAUUAUAUUGAUUGUCUGGAUCGCGGAUCAAUUCGAUGCCAUCUGCUGUCACACAAGCAUCACGAAGCGCCAUUGGCUCAGAUUCUUCUACCUAUAUCAUUUUGCCUUCUAUGCGUAUCACUAUCGCUUCAGUGGACAAUAUCGUAGCCUGGCGCUGCUCUCCUCCUAUCUAUUCAUCCAGCACUCGAUGGUAUUCUUCUUUCAUCGCUAUGAGCUGCCUGCGAUUAUGGCCCAGCGUCAUGUCUUCAUCAUCACGCGUAAUCAACCCAAUGCCGCAGCUGCCGGCGCUGGCGCCGCUCCAGUUGCAGCUCCUGGUCAGCAGGCGGCGCUGCAACGUGCGCGCGUGAUUGUAAUGCGACUAUUCGGCCAGUUGGCCGCACAACGUCAGGGCCAGCCGGGAGGCGCUGGCGUAGGCGCAGCGGGCGCCGGGCCGGGCGCCGCGGCAGUUGUUGCCAUCGCGCAACCGGCGCACAAUGCCAGCGCAGCGCUGGCGAAUGCUUUGGGUAAUCUGAGGCGGCUGCCUUUGGUGGGGGCCUGGUUGCAUGGACGCGACCAGUUCGCCACCGAGCGACGCGUCUUCCUCGGCCAGGGGCACGGCCACGGACAGAUGAUGCAUGUGCGGCUGCAGCGCAUCAAUGUGGCCGAUAUACCUGGUCUGCAGACACGCGCCGCGGCUGCAGCAGCGGCAGCAACAGCCGCCGCAGUGGCAGCAACGGCAGCUGCACAGGCGGCAGCAACCGCGGCCGCGGCAGCAGCAACAGCGGCAGCAGCAGCUGCAACGCCCACAACAACAACAACAGCAACAACUGAAGAUGUCGAAUCAAAUCAUGGACAAGCACCAAGCCAAGCGCCAGCAGCAGCAGCAGCAGCAGCAGCAGCAACAACAACGAUGAUAAACAGCAUCAAUGAUGCAGGAGCAACAGAGCAGGAGACGACUACGGCAGGGGAAGCAGGAGAAGCAGCAGCGGAAACAGCCCAGGACAAGCAGUCGUUGGCGCAGGACUUGGAUCUGGGACAGGCUGACAUGCCUAAGAUGUUGAAAAAUCUAAAUUUUACUGCGGCGGAUAUUAUAAAUAUGCCGGAUACGGCGGAAACUACAACAGCAAAAACAGCAACAACAACAGCGAAGUCCUCGCAGCUGCCAGCCUUGGCAAAGCAAUUAGCAAAUAAUUUACCAGCUCAAAGGACGCCGUCAUCAGGUGAAAAGCAAAGCAGUUCAACUGACCAGCCGAUGGAAAACAACAAGAAAAUAACAGCCACAGCAAGUGCAGCCUUCUUCACGUCAAAACAAUCCAGAGCAGACGUCCAGCCUGAGUCUGGAGCAGCUUGGGCCAAUCCAAGCACAAUGAUGGAUGGCAGGCAAACAGUUGAUUUUAUAGAAGGCGACAGCUUCACGUCAACAGCAAAUUACAACGCAACAAACCACAUGCAGCAGGAGGGGCACAAGGAGCAGCUGGACCAGCUGGAGCAGGAGCAGAAGGAGAAGGAGGAGCAGCUGCCGACCAGGCUAAUGAAAACUCUACCGCAUACAUCAAACCAAGUGACAACAGCAGCAGAAGCCGCAACAGCCAACAACUGAAUAAGAAGACAAAAUCCCACACUCUGGGUGUUGCAUGUGGUGGGAUGGGGCAUGGGGCAUAGGGUGGGCCUGGGGUGUUAGUGGGCGGGCCGGAAAAAAGAAACAAAAAAAAAAAACUAAACAUGAAGACCAUUAUGCAAGCAUAUAAAACAGCUAGUAAAUUUUAGAUAAUUUGCCUGGUGUACUUAUGGCUAGAGCAUGCACGCCCCCGCUUCUGUCUGAGCGAGUGUGUGUACGAGUGUGCGUGUGUGUGCGUGUGCGUGUGUGGAGGAGUGUGCUUGCCUAGCUAGACAAACUUUCAGAUUUUUGGGUUUUCGCAUGCAAAAACUGUGUUACUUAGUGAUUUUUAACUACAAAUUAAUGUGUGUUAACCAUGGCAACAGCUCGCGGCAGGCUGCUCACUUUUUAAUUAGCUGCCAAAAAUGUGUGAACAGAAUAAUAUAUAUAAAAAUAUA